Messenger RNA from Silurus meridionalis, 3819 nucleotides. RefSeq names its product synapse differentiation inducing 1-like (gene syndig1l). NCBI's taxonomy places the organism in Eukaryota, Metazoa, Chordata, Actinopteri, Siluriformes, Siluridae. The record is from RefSeq and is a predicted model, not a curated record. Gene Ontology annotation, cellular component: intracellular membrane-bounded organelle; membrane.
CUGAGUGUCCAUGUCCUUCUUCCACUCCGAUCUCUCAUCUGAUCUGAUCUGAUCGUGUCUGAGUGUGUAGGAGGCGAAAUCAUACAUUCAGACGAGGUCCGAUCAUCCAAUGAGCUGUGCAGAGCCGCACGCGCCGUCUGAUCACGGGCUAUUAACCGAGCUGCUGGGUGCUAGCGCGAGAGACACGCGCACACACACACACACACACACACUCUCCUCUCUCUCUCUCUCUCUCUCUCACACGCACACUCUCUCUCACACACGCGCACAAAUGCGCGCACACACACGAACAGACACGGGUGCGCGCCGCACUGAUAGGAGAACCGAUCUUCAUGAGAGUCUCCUGCAGAAGACUGAAUACUAAACACACACACACACACACACACACACACAUACACACACACAGGCAGCUGAUCCUUCGCUUAUAAUGCGCUUCUUCUCCUUUUCCUUCUUGUUUUUCACCCGGAGUGGGAAUAAAUCUGAUCCGUGAAGAACGGAGAUGUUGAGUGAAGGUAAUGAUGGAGAUGUGAAAAUUCCACCAUUCAUCCGCGCUGAGAUGAUCCGAGCCUCAAGCUCAUGGCCUGUUGAACACCAUUAACCCCUGGUCAACAGUUUAAUUUUAUCCUCCCAAACCCUCCCCUCCCCUCACCUCCUUAAACCUCGAGUGUGAACCAGAAGGGCACGAGAGCACAUCCUUGUGGAACGGUUGACAAUGGAAAGCCUGAGUGAGCUGCAGAACCCUCUGCUGGACAAGAACAGCAAACACAUGGUCAAAGCCGACUACGGCUAGAGCGACUUCCCCAGCAGCCAGUACCAGGAGAACAUCAUUAAUUACUUUGUGACCAGCAGCGGAGGCAGAGGCGGAGGAGGAGGUGGACGAGGAAUGGAAGUCGGAGUCGGUGGAGGAGGGCAGGUCGGGGUCUCGGCGGCGAACGGUAAGGCUAAAGCGCAGCUCCUAGACGCCACUUCUCUUCACCUGGCAGUUGAGGCUUUUUACAAGCCCAACUUCAUCCUGUACAAGGACGAGAUCGGCAUCAAGGCCAAGGACUACAAAAGCGAGUGCUGCGAGACCACCUUCACUGAAAAGAAAGAGAAGGAGGCGUGCGUCGAGACCCCCGGCGCUGAAGAUCCACAGGCUAAACUCCUGGAUGAAAAUGAGGUAAAGAUCCAGACGGUGUCCUAUGAAGUCGAGGAGGAGGAAUACGUCGAGUACGAGACGGACUGCUCCAGUGACAGCGAGAGUGAAGAUAACUUCAUCGUCAUUCCUCCUCGUGAUCACCUGGGCCUGGCCAUCUUCUCAAUGCUCUGCUGCUUCUGGCCUCUGGGCAUUGCAGCCUUCUACUUCUCUCAGGGGACCAGCAAAGCCGUGACGAAGGGUGAUUUUCCGAUGGCCAGCAUCGCGUCGAGGAGAGCUCUGUUUCUGGCUGCUCUCUCCAUCACCAUCGGCACCGGGGUGUACGUGGGGGUGGUGGUGGCUCUCAUCGCCUACCUUUCCAAACCGGGUCAUAUAUAACGUCCCCCCGACUCAUAACGGACCCGGGAACUGCAGUAGCACCUCUGAGAUCUUCAGCAGACCUUCUCAUUCCCACAAACACAUCCCCUGUUCAUUUGCUCCCAGAGAGAAAGAGAGAGAGCAUGAGAGAGAGAGAGAGAGAGAGAGAAAGAGAGAGAGAGAGAAAGAAGGAUUUCAAAACAUUUGGACAUUCGAGAAAAUUCUUUAUAAAAGGAUGGCAGGAGAAACGUGGGAUUUGUGUUUUACCAGAGAAAAUAAACCAGAUGGAUUCAGAUGAAGGAAGUCCUGAUGGAUGAGAGCACAAAGGAACAUGAGAACUAACUGAACUUUCAACAUCCUGAGAUCGAAAUCUAUUUUUUGCCGUUGGGUUAAAUGUAUCCAGGGUUCGAGAUAUUCCUGCGUGAUACCUCAAACUCUUUCCUGUUGUGUGUGUGUUUAAGACGCCAUCUGAACUUUUUGAAGUUCCAGAAAAACUAAUUCUCUUAUUUCAUGUUUACUGAACAGCUAAAAGCAUAAAUACUGAAUAUUAACACCUGAAAGACAAAACAAGUCAGGACUCAAGACUUGAAUCAGCUUGGUUUGACUCCACUUAACUGACUUGGUUUGGUCCAGCUUCACUCCACUCAGCUUUGAUUAGUUCAACUCAGUUUGGUUUGACGAGGCCAGGCUCAGUUUGACUCGACUCGAAUUGACUUGACUCAGUUUGGUUGAACUCACCGUGACUUGACUCCACUUGACUUUUCUCGGUUAAACCUGUUUCAGGCUGACUUGGUUUGAUUCACUCCACUCAGCUCGACUCUCAAUUUACCUCAGCUUGGCUUGGUUUGACUCGGGUUGAUUCAUAUCAGUUUGAGUCAAUUCUACUUGCCUUCACUCAUUUUGACUCGACUCAACUUGGCCCGACCCGGCUCGGUUAAACUUGGCCAGGCUCGGUUCAACCCAUUUUAACCCGAGAUGGUUUGAUUCGGCUCAACUUGGGCCGGUUCACUUAAGCUUGGGUCAAUUCAUCUCAACUCGACUCGACUCACCUUGACUCGACUCAGCCUGGCUUGCUUCAGGGUUUAAAUCCUGGUGUCUGAGAGAAACACACCUGCAUCUGCUGCUGCUCCCUGCUUUCCUCCUUCUUCAAUCGUUCUUGGCUCAUGCUUCAUGUUUUGUGUUUUUCGGUUUCUUGUUCCACCCGAAGCUCUGAAGCUUCGCGACACGGUAAUGACUGGGGUUCUGAAAAGAAAACAUCCCCAGUAAUGAAAAGAAAAGUUUUGACUGAUGUUACAAUUGCUUCCUGUUGUGUCUGUGAGAUUUGGAGAAAGAAUAAUGAGAAACACACAGACGUCCAAAAUUCAUAUUUAUUUUUUUUUUUUUGAAACUCGAGUGAUUUUCAAUUCCAGACCUGACAACACAUUUCACAUACACUGCGCAAGAGCAUCUGCUCACUGUUUCACUAUUCCAGUGAAAAUUCCUGUGAAAAACACACACAUACACACACUCACACUAUUUGGUAAAAAGUAUUGGGACACCUGUUUUUUUUUUUUUCUUCUGUUUAACCAUUUGGUCUUUCAUCAAACAGUUCACAGAAAUACUCUGCUCUUAUAGACGUCACAUAAUUAUGUAAAACAUAUGUGUUAGAUGUUUGUUCCUCAUAGGCAUAUCCAAGUUUUUUUUCUGAAUUUUUUAAACAAAAAAUUAAGCAAUUUAAGACCAUUUCUCAUUUGGCAAUAACAGUAGAGGGCGCUGUAGACGUGACUGAAAAUCGCAAAAAAAAAAAGGCAGGUCUGUAGCGAGGUUGAGGUUCUCGGGGGUGCGACGGAGAACCGUUGCUACAUAAUCGACUCACCUCCUGGUCUGAACGUGAGCUCGUGCUCAUAUUGCAUUUGGUGCAGGAAAAGAAAAGACGAGGUUUUGUUUGUCAAAGCAUCUGCUCAGUCUUGUGCACCGUGUCUCCAGGCGAGGCGCCGAUGGAGUGUGAACAUUAGCAUAAUGCUGGAGGCAGUGUUGGGGGUUACAAAAGGUGGGCUUUUUUGGAAUUACAUUACUGACAAAUGAAAUGGUGCUUUGGUGGUUGUUUAAAUGGUUCCUGGGAACGUGUCUGAACUACUAUAUACACUAUAUGGGCAAAAGGUAUUGGGACACCAAACUUUUCCAGCAAUAUGAGGUUCUAAACUCUUAGCACAAAUUUGCACACGAUUGUAUCGGACGUCUUUGGAUGCGUCAAAUUUUCCCUUCACUUCAACUAUGAGACCCAAAACCUGUUCCAGUAUGACCAUGAACAUCUUGAGUGGCCUGCUACAGAGCUUUAACCAUAUUGG